This is a messenger RNA of Halichondria panicea, 3630 nucleotides long. Its product is annotated as death-associated protein kinase dapk-1-like. Gene Ontology annotation, biological process: protein K6-linked ubiquitination. The record is from RefSeq and is a predicted model, not a curated record. Gene Ontology annotation, molecular function: protein binding; ubiquitin-protein transferase activity. The coding region runs from base 226 to 3366 and encodes 1046 amino acids. The transcript has 8 exons. Gene Ontology annotation, cellular component: BRCA1-BARD1 complex; BRCA1-A complex. Lineage: Eukaryota; Metazoa; Porifera; Demospongiae; Suberitida; Halichondriidae.
AUCAAGCUAAAAAAGGGCGUAUCUUGUAAACUCAAGUAAACAAAGCUUCUGGGUACAGGUGUCAGCUCUUUGACAAAAUACUUUUUGAGCUGACAAAAUAGAUACUAGCUAGACUAGACUGUGAUUGAGCUGAAGUAACUCUGCAGAUCAGGGCUAUACACUUAUCUUGCAGCUACUAGAGUCCCUGGCCGCCCCAGGCCAGGGCAGGUCAGGAAGGUCAGGACAAUGGCAGCAAGUCAUGAUCUGGGUCAGCAACUCCUUGAGGCUUCCCAGCGUGGUCGUGUGGACGAGGUGGAGAGGCUGCUGGCUAGAGGAGCUCCUGUAGACUGGAGGAACAGUCUUGAAUGGACCGCUCUCCAUACAGCAUGCAACAACAACCACACUGAUGUAGUGAAGAUACUCACACGGCAAGAUGGCAUCGAUGUCAAUAUACAGGAUACUAUUAAGGAAACUCCCCUGCACUGGGCCUGCUACAAGGGACACCUGAAGUGUGUCCAGUUACUAAUGGCAACUGGACAGUGUGACCUAGGAGCUGUUAACAAUGCUGGACUAACUCCACUGAGAGAGGCAGUCAGUAGGGGGAGGCUGGACACUAUCAAGUACCUCAUCACAGAGUGCAAUGUUGAUAUCAAUGUCGGUGACGGACUAGCUCCACUGGGACUGGCAGUCAGAAGGGGGAAGCUGAACACUAUCCUGAUCUCAGAGUGCAAUGUGGCUGUCAAUGAUGUUCUUCUACUUGCCUGCCAGUAUGGGGUUACCAAAAUCGUGGAAUAUCUUUUGAAUGACGUUGUUGGCUGUGAUCCUAAUAUCAAAGAUGACGAUGGACACACACCACUCUUUCUUGCAGGGAACAAGGACGUUAUUCUACUCUUGCUGCAACACGGAGCUACUGCUGAAAAUGCAUAUUCCCAGCAUCGCAAAGCUCUUGGUAAAGUGUUUUCAAAGGAUCCUCUGAAAAAUCCAGUGAAGAUACUUGUUAUCGGUCACGGUGGAGAAGGAAAGAGCACUCUCAUUGAAGCAAUGGAACACGAGCCAACUGCACUCACAUCUCUAGUCAACAUCUUCGUCUCUCCUAAAGAAGUCGAUGGAGUCAGCCAGAAAACAGCCGGAAUCAUCCCACGAUUAUUCAAAAGCCGUGUCUUUGGAGAUGUGUUGGUCUAUGACUUUGCUGGUCAAGAGGUCUACUACAGCAGUCACGCUGCAAUUAUCAAGUCAGCAGUUGAUGCAUGUCGGCCCAUUAUUGUCCUAGUCCUAGGGCUCCAUAAAGAUGACACCUACACCACUCACUCUGUCUCUUAUUGGCUGGGCAUCAUUGCCAACCAGUGUGCUAAUAUGGAGGGCAAAGCACCACUCAUUGUGGUAGGUAGCCAUGCUGAUUGCUUAACUGACGAUCAGAAGAUUUCAAAGAAAGAAGAGAUUGUUUUGGAAGCUGUUUCGAGAUAUCCGACCCUGGAUCUGCUGAAGUUCAUUCCCAUGGAUAAUCGCUACUCCAACUCUAGUGGCAUGAAGAUACUGCGAGCCACUGUCGGCCCUGCUUGCGCCAGCAUUCGAUCAACGUUGGCUGUUUCUUUAAAUGCACACAUGUUUCUGAUUUACCUUCUUGGCAAGAAUAACAUUGCGUUAUCACUGGAGCAUGUUCAGCAACAAAUAAAAGAAGAAUCCAGUCAAGUUCUUUCCAAGAAGCACAGAGAAGUUGUACCAUUCAUUCCGACAACCGUUCCUCUUCUGGUUGAUAUCUGUGUUCAACUCAAUGACAAAGGUCACAUCCUCUUCCUACACAACACCAGCUCACCAGAGAAGAGCUUCAUUGUCAUCAAGAAAGAAGAGCUCUUGGGUAAAGUCAAUGGCUCCAUAUUUGCUCCAGAAGAUUUUGAUCAGCACUGUCAACUCUCCACAAGUACUAGCACUGGUGUUAUACCUUGCUCCAAGCUGGCUGCUCAAUUCCCUAAAUUGGAUACUGACAUGCUCACUGGAUUUUUGAUUAAUCUCGAGUUUGCUGUGCCCAUUGAAGACUCGGAAGUCCUCUGUCUAAUCAAUCAGCAUCGAAAAGACGCUGGUAAAUCCGUGUCACUUGAUGAGAAAUAUCUAUUCUGUCCUGCCCUCAUCCGGUUAGAAGUUGACACAAAAGUGUUCGAGCAUCGCGAUGACCUCGCUUAUCAUUUUGGUUGGGUUAUGUCGUGCUCUCACAAGGACCAGUUUCUGGACGCUCGAUUUCUCCACGUUCUCCUGCUUCGAAUAUCUCUCUCCCUUGGGCUUGCUCCAAUCAUAGAUUCUGACGUCCCUUUUCUACAACGUACAUGCUCGGUCUGGAAGACUGGUGUUUGCUGGGGUACGGCUGACGGUAUCAAAGUUUUGGUUGAGGUCAUUGACAAGCAGAAAGUGGUUGUUUUGAUUCAAGCUCACCAUCUCUCACUGGAUCUAUUCCAGCUGCGCUCUACUGUGAUGAAGAAAAUUGUUGACACCUCCACUGAGUUAUGCUCUACUGUAGUCACUGAGGAGGCCCUCCUUCCUCCUCAUAGUGUGACCUACCCUCUGGAAGAUACACACGUCUUUAAUCUCAAGUUUCUCGCUAAAAGCAUAAUCAACCAAAAAAUGUGUGUCGUAUCUACUAACAAUGUAGACACCAUCCCAUUGAGUGAUCUGCUCCAAGCUGAAGUGUACGCUGAUCUCGGUGAGAAUAUUCUACAGCUUCUGUUCAAUCCAGAAUGCAAGGAACUGUCUGAUCGAUUCAUCUCGGCCCUUGCAACUUGUUGGAACAAGAAUCCUCGACUGGCUGAUAUCGUACGCACAGCUAUUACUGAGAAUGCCAGCACUGCAUUUCAGGAGUGCAAUAAUCUCGAUGAUGUUUUGAAAGUCUGGAAAAAGACUAGAGAUUCCAGUGGUGGAGCACUGAGAAGAAUUCUGGAUCCACUUAGUGUGUUUGCUGGACGAAACCCUCUCGAACUGGCUGGUGUUGCUGCUAAGCAGACUAGUGAUGAUCUACUACCAGCCCCCAGACCAACACCAAACUGUCCAAGCACAGGACCAGCUGCUAAUCGAUCCACUCUCCAAGAUCUAGUGAGCAGAUACAGUCUGAUUGACAAGCAGCUCAAUAGUGAAAUAGGGGACUCAGAUAUUCUCUACGUGGCCGAAUAUUUCGACGGGUCGAAAAUCUAUGCGAAUGCAAUGGGACUAACUCCUGCAGAACAGGCCGAUGUGAAUGAGUUGUACCAUAAAAAUGGAACUCAAGUAGCCAUGACUGAAUGCUUGAUUAUCUGGAAAAGACACAAUCCUUACGCAGCAACUUACAAAGCUGUACUGGAGUUGUUACUGAGACUGAGAAAAGACAAGAUAGCUGAUGAUAUCUGUCAGCACUUGACUCAAUGAGGUGUCACUGUGUGUCAUGUGUGGAGAUUACAUUGGUGUACAGGAAUGUUAACACUAGCUUGCUCAAUAGUAUUACUACUCACCUUAUUACUCACAAUUUAGUUUGUUAGUAGCUUCAUUAAUUAAUAAAUUAAUUAUUAUUGUGUAAUAAUUAUAAUACGUUAAAAUUUUACCAUCCAAGAAUAUAAUUUUUUUAUUCUGUUUCUAUAAUUAUGCACUAUAUUUUUGUAGUUCUUUUAUUAACUUAUUAUUGACAUUAUAAUU